UUUCAAGGUUGAAGCCUUCUAUGUUUUCAAGGGCUUAUGCAAAGGGCAAUGCAUCCCUAAGCCUCCUGCAACUUUUUAGAGCUAGAUCUACUCACAACAUAUCAAUUCCAGCAUAUCUAAUCCAAUCAGCAACUAGACCUGACAUUGUGUGGAUAGAAAUAAAAGAUGGUACAUCAGAGACAAGACGAGAAGACACAUACUGGAAGGGUAUACUCGAUAGCAUAGGUAAUGAAGUAGCUAAUGAGGUGAGGGGGACUCCGUAUUCAGACUUGAAAAUUGUGCUCUCUGGAUCAUCAAUGGUAGAAAGUUUAGGAUCACACGUAUGUGCAUAUCAAGAUCUUGAAUGCACCAAUGCCAAUACUCUCUCUAUUUACACAACAAUGGAACUAGGAGAGGGAGAAUUGUGUACUGGUAAUAAUGGAUAUAAUAAACCAUUUGCUGAAAAGAUAGUUGAUAUAGUACAGGAAAUUACUAGUAAUCAUUUGGUGGGAGAGACCUAUGUUAAAAUCAAAUAUGAAGCAAUAAUUGAAAAAUUAAAAAAAUAUAAGAAAUCUGCACCUGAAUUAGUCUCGCCCCGCCCGGCGAGACUACACCUGAAUGAGUUACAUAAACCAUGAGAACAAUAGAAUACUGCUAAUGUAAAGGUUGGGGAACUGCUGAUCUUGAUGGCUGAUGUCAAUGAAUUAUGGUGAAGCAUGCAGCCAUUAUGAAUGAGGUUAAGGGCGGGGCUGAAGAUGCACAGCAGGCUAAGGGCGGGGCUGGUGUCAACAUGGCACAAAUUGCUUUUCUGUUAUUUCUUGUUUUUGCCACAACAGUACCAGAAUCAUGUUCAGCAUGCUUGCAAACCACAACCUCUGUCGCUAAUGUUAGCAUGGUGUCAUUUUACACCAACACAACUUGCUGUGGAUUUUUGUGCUGGUUUACAUGCGAUGCAGGAGAAAGUCACAUAAUAUACGUGUCCCAGUACAUAAUGUCAUACAAGUGCUGCCCUGGGUAUGGACCUGGAUAUCCUACCUGUAACCCAAUAUGCAAUGAUACAUGUGAUGAGAAUAUGGUCUGCUCAGCUCCUGACACCUGCACAUGUGGACCAGGAUGGACUGGGGAAGACUGUGAUAUUGAUAUCAAUGAAUGUGAGGAACAACAAGACAAUUGUGAAGACAGGUGCAUCAACAUUGAUGGAUUAUUUCUUUGCUCUUGUUUUGAUAAAAAUGAUAUAAUAUCUCGUGAUGGACUCCGUUGCUUGAGUUCUGUUACAAAUAUUACUGUAAUUCCUGGCAGUAGAUCACUUACAUUGUCAUGGAUACUACCAUUUGAUUAUGAAGAUGAUGGUAAUUUCACUGGACUCUCAAUCAUAUGCAACAAAAAGGAGGAACAGUACUCUAUUGAGUCUGCUAUUAUUGGUCCUAAAACUAAUGGCACAGUGCAUUCCUUCACUCCAUUCACUAAUUAUACUUGCUGUAUCACUCCAGAAUGGGGCUUGGACAUUGGUCCUACAAACUGUACUGAUUCAAUGACAAUGCAAGAUGCACCAGAUGAUUCUCCACACAAUGUCAGUCUAAUAUCACUCAGCUCCAGUGAAAUGUUAUUGCAAUGGACGCCCCCACUGAUUAAAAAUGGGAUCAUUGAUUACUACACUCUUCAUAUUGACUAUACUAAUGGGAGUGAAGUUUCAGCUACAACUAUUAACAGUCAUUAUAAUCAGUAUAUACUCCAAUGGUUGUCACCUUACCAGUCAGUGGGAGUAAGUCUUUCAGCUACAACUAGAGGUGGAGAAGGACCUUACUCAAGCUAUAUUUAUAAUAGGACAAAUGAAGGAGUGCCUGGUCCUGUUCAAAACAUUAAUGUCCAAGUCCUGCUAAAUACAACAGUUAAAAUAACAUGGAAUGAGCCAUUACUCCCUAAUGGUAUCAUAACUGACUAUGAUUUGCAAGUCAGUAGUCUAACAAGUGACAGCAGGUUUGCAACAAAUAAGAGAAUACUCCUUGGAGAUCCUUUAUUAGCUUAUAUAACAGACCUUGAACCAUAUGUGCCCUAUUCAGUCAAUAUCACUGCUAAGACUAGUGUUGGUAAAGGUGCUACAGCUACUAAGAUAUUCUAUACAGAAGAAACAACUCCUAGUGUUAGUCCUCAAAUAGUCUCUGCAUACAAGGAUACUCCUGUAUCUAUACAUAUUAGCUGGUUAGAACUAAGCUUGAAAGAAAGCCGGGGCUUUGUAACAAACUAUACAAUAAUGAUCUCAAUCUCCAUCGAUUAUUGUAAUAUUACUGUAUCAGAGCAGAAAGCAAUGGUAGCCAAAGAGAGGAUUUCAUACACAUUCUCACAGUUAGAGCCAUCAAAAAAUUAUUGUAUCUCAAUUUCUGCUUCUACUGUUGCUGGUGAAGGAAAAGUAUCACCACUCUUACUUGUUAACGUGUAUGAGCACAGUAAAGUAGUACUUUACUUGAAAGGAGUAGCAAACUGUUCAGAAUGGACUCAAAGUAAUACUCAAACCAAAUUAUCCAAACUUGAUGAAACGCUGCUUCACUACCUUCUGCUCCAUUGCAAUUGCCCUAUUGAUCAAAACUACAUAUUUGACAGUCACUUUGAGCUCUGCAGUAAUGACAACAGCACACUCAUUGGAUACAGAACAGCUUUAAUCGGCACUGUGUCAGUCAACAGCACUGAACUAGUUGAAACAGUCAAAAAAUGGGUAGCCACCAAUCCAAAAAUUGUCGUUGAUGGACUACAACUUGAAAUAUUGUCAGUGUGUAGGUUUUAUACUGAUGAGUCUCAAUGCCAGCUUCACGAAACACCUACUGGUUAUCCCACAUUGCUUGGUGUAGACUCAAAUACAAGUCAAUACACAGCCAUUGGAGUAACUGCAGGGCUUUUAGUACUUGGAAUGCUGGUGUUCACUAUAAUUACUGUAACUUUAGUGUGCUUUUGGAUGCGUAGAAAAACCAGGAGGUUGAAAAGAAAAUAUCAUCAUGUACGAGAAGGUAACGAUGAAGAGAAUGAUGAUCCAAAUUAUAUAAAACUAAGACGUCCAAAGAAACAUAGAAAUCUAAAUCUAACAAAAGAAACUGCAAUAUAAUUCAUUGCUACUAUGUUCUUAUUGCAUUCCCUAUUAAUUUUGUUUAAAAAUUUUGU
Molecule: messenger RNA, 3129 nt
Organism: Amphimedon queenslandica
Lineage: Eukaryota; Metazoa; Porifera; Demospongiae; Haplosclerida; Niphatidae
Product: neural cell adhesion molecule L1-like protein
Exons: 16
Coding region: 686-3073 (795 amino acids)
Molecular function (GO): protein binding; calcium ion binding
Source: RefSeq, a predicted model, not a curated record